Molecule: messenger RNA, 2946 nt
Organism: Cryptomeria japonica (Japanese cedar)
Lineage: Eukaryota; Viridiplantae; Streptophyta; Pinopsida; Cupressales; Cupressaceae
Product: linoleate 9S-lipoxygenase A
Exons: 9
Coding region: 105-2732 (875 amino acids)
Biological process (GO): lipid oxidation
Molecular function (GO): protein binding; oxidoreductase activity, acting on single donors with incorporation of molecular oxygen, incorporation of two atoms of oxygen; metal ion binding
Source: RefSeq, a predicted model, not a curated record
CUACUAGUAUCUCAACCUCAAAUUAGUGUGAGUGUUUAACGAGCAAGUUCAGCUUUAGCGAGAAGCAGUUUGGAGUAGGAAUUAGAUUUUUAAGUUUUGCGAAGAUGAAUGUGUCAAGCCUAUUGAAUAACGUCUCUGUUCCAACAAUUCCAACAUGGCCACUGACCUCUACAAAUGUGGAUGCGGAGGAGUUUGAAAUCAAAGGAGAAGUGGUGUUAAUGAAAGCAUAUCUUGCGGAUGUGACCGAUUACUCUGCCACUGUGGCAGACACGGUCUCUGAGUUGCUCGGGCAGAAAGUGUUUCUUCAGCUCGUCAGUAGUGAUAAGAUUGAUCAAGAUACGGGAACCGGGAAGAAAGGGGCGGAGAAAUCGAUAAGCUGGAGCCCGCUGGAUGGUCCCGUAGCCGGCGACUCACAAUUCUCCGUCACCUUCACAUGGAAGUCAGAACUGGGAGUGCCUGGUGCAUUGCUUGUGAAGAACGCGCACCCGAGGGAAUUCUUCUUGAAAUCGCUCACGCUCUCCGCCGUAACUGGCAAAAUUCCAGCACUUCGUUUUUGCUGCAACUCCUGGAUCUACCCUUACUACUUAUUCAACCAAAUCGCGCGGGUCUUUUUUUCUACUCGGAGUCAUCUUCCCAAUGAAACGCCGGCGGGUUUGAUAACGUUGAGACAGCAAGAGUUGACUUCUCUGCGAGGAAAUGGGACCGGAGAGCGACAGUUGUGGGAUCGUGUUUAUGACUACGAUCUUUACAAUGAUUUGGGUAACCCAGACAGUAGUCCCGAUCUCCGCAGGGAGGUGCUCGGUGGAUCGCAGGACCUUCCCUAUCCCAGAAGAUGUAGAACUGGACGUGCCCCCUCCAAAACAGAUGGGAAGUUUGAAAGCUUGCCUCUCUUGCCCACCACCCAAUUCUUCGUUCCACCAGACGAGAAGUUCCCACAUAUCAAUCUGUCCGACUACAGGGCUAAUUUGGUUCGAGCGUUCGUCAAGAAAGUGGUACCCACCCUCAAGUCCAUAUUUGGUGAUAAAUUCAACUCCCUGCAAGAUGUGAAGGAUAUUUACAGCAAAGGAAUCCCCAAGUCUAUCAAUUCUGUUAUGGAUCUUAGUCGAGAUAUAAUUCCCCUUCAAAUGGUGAAAGGAUUGCUCAGCACAGAGGACCAAGCCAUCAUAAAUUUCACAGUUCCCCAAGUUUUCAAGGCUGACGAACGUGCUUGGAAGACAGAUGAAGAGUUUGCGCGUCAAGCUCUUUCAGGUCUCAAUCCCAUGGCCAUUCAAUGUCUGCAGAGCUUUCCUCCAUCAAGCAGCUUGGACGCCGAGUUAUAUGGCCCUCAGGAGAGUUCUAUAACGGCAGAUCAUAUCGAGAAAAACCUCGAUGGCCUUACGGUCCAGCGGGCUGUGGAAGCAAAAAGACUCUUUAUCUUGGACUACUACGAUGCGUACAUGCCCUACAUCGAACGCAUUAACAAAGAAUCAGAUGAGCGAAAAAUGUAUGCCUCCCGCGCGCUCUUCUUCCUUACAGACCAAGGAAUUCUGAGGGUUGUAGCAAUCGAGUUGUGUUUGCCUCCCACCAGUCUCAGCCAAGCUCAAAGAAACGUUUACACCCCUGCCCAAGACGGAGAAGAAGGAGCUUUGUGGCUGCUCGCCAAAGCUCAUUCAAGAGUUAACGAUUCUGGUUAUCACCAGUUAAUCAGUCAUUGGCUAAGAACUCAUGCCGUCAUCGAGCCCUUCAUCAUUGCAACUCACAGGCACCUGAGCAAAAUGCAUCCCCUUCACAAGUUACUACUUCCUCACUAUUUUGACACCAUGGACAUCAAUCAAUCUGCCCGGCAGAUUCUGAUUAAUUCAGGUGGUGUUAUCGAAUCAGGCUUCACACCCCACAGAUACUCCAUAGAGUUGUCCUCUAAAGCAUAUAAGUACUGGAAACUCAAUGAACAAGGCUUGCCCGCAGAUCUUAUUAAAAGAGGGAUGGCAGUUGCAGACUCAACGGCACCUAACGGACUGAGGCUUGUGAUAGAAGACUACCCAUAUGCAGUGGACGGUCUGGAGAUCUGGGGUGCUUUAAAGCAAUGGGUGAGUGAUUACCUGUCUCUCUACUACAAGAGCGACGAUGCAAUCAAGGAAGACGCAGAAGUGCAAGCUUGGUGGAAGGAGGUGGUGAACGUGGGGCAUGGUGACCUGAAGAUUGAAAGCGGAUGGUAUCAAAUGGAAUCGGUGGAAGAAGCAGUGGAAGCAGUGACCACUCUCAUCUGGGUUGCAUCUGCUCACCAUGCAGCCGUGAACUUCGGACAAUAUGCCUACGGAGGAUACAUGCCCAAUCUCCCCACCCUCAGCAGACGCCUCAUUCCUGAGAAACAUUCCGUUGAGUACGCGGAAAUGAUGAAAGAUCCAGAGGCUUUUUUGCUCUCAUCUGUGUCUGCCCCCAGUGAGGCCACCACUGUAAUGGCGGUGCUGGAGCUUUUGUCGAAGCAUUCGACAGAUGAAGUUUAUUUGGGGCAGGUGAAGGGGUCCACUCCUGAAUGGACGGACGAUGAGGGCAUUGAACAAGCCUUUCGGAAAUUUUCUGCAACUCUGGCGGCCGUGGAGAAGAAUGUUUUGGAGAGGAACAAGAAUUCCAACCUAAAGAACAGGUAUGGGCCAUCGCAGGUUCCAUACAAGCUGCUCUAUCCGGGCACCACUGAUCUAUCCAAGGAGGGUGGAUUGACCGGCAGGGGAAUUCCAAACAGCGUUUCCAUUUAGUCUGUCUCCUUUCUCUUCUCAGUUUAAUAUGCUAUCUCAUAAUUUCCGAUAAAGCUUUUGUAUGAAGUGGCGAAUGCAGAAUGGCUGCGGCUAUUCUGUAUCGUCGUAGAGCUAAGUACUCAAUAAAUGUAAGGUCGGUGGCGUGUUACCCUGCGCCACACUUUGUCGUUGGACUUUUUAAUGCACCUUGGAUAAUGCCACUUUCCUUUCGUCA